Molecule: messenger RNA, 831 nt
Organism: Parastagonospora nodorum SN15
Lineage: Eukaryota; Fungi; Ascomycota; Dothideomycetes; Pleosporales; Phaeosphaeriaceae
Exons: 2
Coding region: 1-831 (276 amino acids)
Biological process (GO): L-phenylalanine biosynthetic process
Cellular component (GO): cytoplasm
Molecular function (GO): prephenate dehydratase activity
Source: RefSeq, a predicted model, not a curated record
AUGGCAGAACAUGAGCGGCCGGUAGUAGCAUUUCUAGGACCUGAAGCUAGCUAUACACAUCAGGCUGCCCUCGACGCCUUCAACAAAGAUGAAUUCACGCUCUCACCCCAGAUCACCAUCGCCGACAUCUUCACAGCCGUCCAAAACGGCACCGCAUACCGCGGCGUCUUACCCUUUGAAAACAGCAGCAAUGGCUCCGUCGUCUUCACCCUCGACCUAAUCAGCGACCCGCAAAACAAGCAUCCCGACAUCCUCGUUUGCGGCGAAGCCUACGUCGCCGUCAAACAUUGCCUUCUCGGUCACGCUCCCACACCAGUCACCCAAGCCGACAGAAUUGCCGGCAAACCACUCGCGGAUCUCAGUAAAAUCAAAAAAUUAUACUCUCAUCCCCAAGCCUGGGGCCAAUGCACGAACUUCCUCACCACCCACCUCAAAGCCACCGAACGCCACGACGUAAGCAGCACGUCGCGCGCCGCCGAAAUCGCCGCGGCCGACAAAUCCGGAGAAUCCGCUGCGUUAUCAAGCGCGGUCGCUGCGUCCCUCUUCGGCCUCGACAUCCUCGCUGAGAGUAUAAACGACCAUGUCGGCAAUACGACGCGCUUCUUGAUUAUCAAAAACAAAAACUUGCCUACCCCUUCUCUAUCCGUCGGAAAUGAAGAUGCAGACGCAGACUUCAAAACCCUAAUCACCUUCACAGUCGACCAUGCGAAUCCCGGCGCGCUGGCGCAUUGUCUCGCGGCGUUCGAGAAGUUUGGGCUCAACUUGACGAGUAUUAAUACCAGGCCGAGCGGGGUCAGGGAAUUGGCAUUAUGUGUUUUUUUGUGGAAUUAA